Messenger RNA from Pocillopora verrucosa, 1890 nucleotides. RefSeq lists its product as uncharacterized. Gene Ontology annotation, cellular component: cytosol; peroxisome; mitochondrion. Gene Ontology annotation, molecular function: isocitrate dehydrogenase (NADP+) activity; NAD binding; magnesium ion binding. The record is from RefSeq and is a predicted model, not a curated record. Gene Ontology annotation, biological process: NADP+ metabolic process; isocitrate metabolic process. NCBI's taxonomy places the organism in Eukaryota, Metazoa, Cnidaria, Anthozoa, Scleractinia, Pocilloporidae.
UUUCCGGGCCUCAGGUAUCGAAGGAUGGCGGCAAUUGUGAGACGCUCUCCAAAUUUUCUUUUUGGAGCACGCAGUACAUUGCGAGCUCUCGUUUCUUCUGCUUCGUUCGAGACUCACAGGCAGCAAAAGAACUUUUGCCAUCAUGGACACACAAAAAUCAAAGUGGAUGGGCCUGUUGUUGAGAUGGACGGCGAUGAGAUGACUCGUGUGAUAUGGACAAUGAUUAAAGAGAGGCUCAUUAAACCAUAUCUGGAUCUGGAUAUAAAAUACUAUGAUCUUGGUUUGCCACAUCGAGACGAUACAGAUGACAAAGUAACAGUUGAAGCUGCUGAAGCCAUCAAGCAUUACAGUGUAGGAAUUAAAUGUGCAACCAUCACUCCAGAUGAGGAGAGGGUUAAAGAGUACAACCUGAAAAAAAUGUGGCGAAGUCCUAAUGGCACCAUUCGAAACAUCCUUGGUGGUACUGUAUUCCGUGAACCAAUCAUUUGCCAGAAAGUUCCCAGACUGGUCCCUGGAUGGGAAAAGCCAAUUGUGAUUGGAAGGCAUGCUCAUGGCGACCAGUAUCGUGCAAGAGAUUUUGUCGUGAAUGGACCAGGAGUGUUUGAAAUCUCCUACAGACCUGCUGAUGGCAGUGAAAAGCUGACCACUGAGGUGUUUGAGUUUACAGGGACUGGAGGUGUCACCAUGGGCAUGUAUAACACUGAUGAGUCAAUCAGGGAUUUUGCUCACAGUUGCUUCCAAUAUGCAUUGAGUAAAGAAUGGCCCCUGUAUAUGAGCACCAAGAAUACAAUUCUCAAGAAGUAUGAUGGCAGAUUUAAGGAUAUCUUUGAAGAGAUUUACGAAAGGAGUUACAAAGAUCAAUUUAAGGAAGCUGGAAUUUGGUAUGAGCACAGACUUAUUGAUGACAUGGUGGCCUAUGCCCUGAAAUCUCCUGGUGGAUUUGUUUGGGCAGCAAAGAAUUAUGAUGGGGAUGUCCAAUCUGAUACACUGGCACAAGGCUUUGGUUCCCUUGGUCUUAUGACAAGUGUAUUAGUAUGUGGUGAUGGCAAAACAAUAGAGGCUGAGGCAGCCCAUGGUACUGUGACAAGACAUUACAGGGAGUACCAGAAGGGAAAUGAGACAAGUACCAAUCCCAUUGCCAGUAUUUUUGCAUGGACUCAAGGUUUACGUCACAGAGCAAGACUAGACAAGAAUGCUGAGCUCAAAAAGUUCUGCAAGGCUCUUGAGAAGGCAUGUGUUGAUGCUGUUGACAACGGUCAUAUGACUAAAGAUCUUGCUGCUUGUAUCUAUGGACUUAGCAAUGUAAAGCGGGACCAGUACUGCUCAACUGAACAGUACUUUGAUGCUGUUGAGAAGCAACUUCACGACCUUUAUCAACCUCCUGCAUGAUGAUGAGUCAGCCAUCAAAGUUCCUGCUACAGAUAAUCCUUUAGACUGAUAAUACAGUGGCAGAUUUAGCCCUGUAAUUGUGUUCAUUAUAAUUUAGGACAGAACUAUUUCCAAGCUAUUGCUUACUAUACAAUUUUCUUUGAGAUGAGUGUGACUAUCACUAAUGUAUUUUUUGUUAAAAACUGGCACUAAUCAGUUCAAUUUUACUAAUGUAUUUUGCACACGGGCGCUUGCCUGAGCUUUCAUAUUAUGAUUAUUCUGUGGUCAGGCCAGUCAAGUCCUAUCCUUUCAGUAUCAGUGGCAAAUUCUUGCAUAUGUGAUAUGCUGUGUGGUGAAUGUGAGUGCCAAUAACGUAUCUUUUACUUGUGAUCUGAAACAAGCUGCCAAAAAUUUUAGUAAGCUUACUCUGUAGUUAGGACUCAAAAUUUCUGUAGUGUGAAUAAUGUGUGGUUUAUUGUAUGUACUUGCAAAAUAGAAAAUAAAGUUGCUAAGAUUUUAAAA